Messenger RNA from Colletotrichum acutatum, 1533 nucleotides. RefSeq lists its product as uncharacterized. NCBI's taxonomy places the organism in Eukaryota, Fungi, Ascomycota, Sordariomycetes, Glomerellales, Glomerellaceae. The transcript has 2 exons. The record is from RefSeq and is a predicted model, not a curated record. The coding region runs from base 1 to 1533 and encodes 510 amino acids.
AUGGGUGAGAAGCAGAUACAGACAAUUCGAUGGCAUACUGACGCCCUCAAAAUUGACUUUUUGAUCAACAAGGAUGGCGUCAUCUGCGUUGAUCGUAUCUUGCCAACCACUGUGGAGCCAUCUCCACGUUCUUCGCCCAAUUUCGAAUCUUCUGAGCUUCCGCUCGUCAGUAUCCGUGUGAGCGCCGAAGGCAGUGGUGACAUCAAGACGGCCAAGACGCUCGUUGACACCACCCUUUCUGACCGACUGCGGUACCAGAGCCACAGAAUCAUCAAAAGUGACGACGGCUCUAAAGAGACGCUGACUGUGGAUUGCAGCGACAAUGCCACAAACAUUCAUGUGGUUGCUAGCUUCACCAUUUACGGUAGCAUUCCCGUGGUGCGCGCCCAAACCACCAUUACGAACCAGUCCACCAACAAUCAAGACAUCGUCCUCUCCAACAUAUCCACUCUGAUGAUCGGUAACAUGACGUCCACUUCUGACCGAUGGUUUGAGGAUUACUCACUCUUCCACGCCAACAGCACAUGGUUUCGCGAGGGGCAAUGGGAGGAGCGCUCCCUCCCAAGCGUCGGUCUCGACAACAAUGGCGUUCUGGAGUUGGGAGAUGGCCUCCUGGCUUCGCUUGCCCACUUCGAGCUGAGCUCCCGUGGGUCCUUUUCCACGGGUGGCCAUCUUCCUAUGGGCGCUCUCAAACAACGAAACAAUGAGGAUACAUGGAUGUGGCAGGUCGAGAACAACGCAUCGUGGAGAUGGGAUUUAGGCGACUUUAAGGAUAGCAUCUACCUCGCCGCCUUUGGUCCUAUGCUGAGUAGUCACGGUUGGAAAAAGCGAUUGUCACCCGGCCAGUCCUUUACGACUGUUCCAGUUGCUUGCUGUCGCGUCAAGGGCGACGAACAGGCGACGUUUGCCGCUCUGACCGACUAUAGAAGGCAGAUUCGAAGGCCGCACGACGACAUGGAAAGGAUGCCAAUCAUCUUCAAUGACUACAUGAACUGUCUCAUGGGAGAUACAGAUGAGAACAAAGCCUAUCCUCAGCCCGGAUGGACCGAUGAGCUCAACGCCCUGAGCGUCGUCAACAGUAUAAUGGGCCGCGUCUACCUAUCCGGCCGCAUCGACCUGCUCAGCGACAAUCAGCUGGCCAUUGUCAAAGAGGGCUUGGAAGUCUACAAGAGUAUGCGAGGUGACCUGCAUUACGCGCAUCCCACGUGGCCCUUGGGUCUGCCCAAAUGGCACGACGACUGGGUGGCCCUUGCCUUGACUUCGGCAGACGGCAAGACUACCUACCUCGCUGUCUGGAGACGAGACGGACCGACUGAAGUGAACAUUUCGCUAGAAGAUAAAUUGAGAACACACAAGGACAGCAAAGUCAGUGUACUUUAUCCGAACAGGUUCACAACGAAGGCGGAAUUGGACGGUGCGGAAUACGUGCUGCAUUUGAAGCUUCCGGCGGAACCUUGCGCGCGCAUCUUGAAAAUUGAGUCACAGAACACCAUGAGCUACCUCAUUACAGGAUAUCAUCCCGCACCUACCUAA